CCCUUUUCAUUGCUUUUCGCUUCCUCUCUCAAUUUUCAUUCCUUUGCUUACGCUUUUAUUUCGAGAUAUCAUCUUAUCAUGUACUGAGUUGACUUAUUGUUAUACUAAAUUUAUAUCUUUCUUUCUGGGUUUUAUUAGAUUGCAAUAAAUUUUCUUCUUUUGUUCAAAAUUUCCCUCGGACUUAAAAUUAGGACAGAAUUACAAAGGUAGCAUUUUGUACAAUGUAUGUGUGACUGGGCAAUGUUUAACUUGCAACAAAGUUCUGAGAUUUUGUAUUGUACUCUUCUUGCUUGGGUUUUGCUUUUUGGGUACAGCAAAUUAUUUUGUAUUGGUCACCGACGAAGAUCUACUCGCUUCAACUAAAACACAAUAAAUGGGUAAUUUAAAUACCCAAUCAGAAUAAAAAUGAAAUUGGGGGAAAUGUAAAUAGAAAUUAAAUUCGGGACAAGAACCAGGGAGUGAAGACUGGAUCCGUAAAUCAGCUUGAGUAAAUUUGUUAGUAGGUAGCUCUUAAAGCUUAUAAUCAUGAACACGAUUGGAGAAAGAAUGACAAAGCGAGAGAGCUUUGAUGAUGACCAGGAAAGUUUAUUGAAGAGCGAUAAUAGUGGAACAGAUGAUGACCCUAAGAUUAACUACAGAGGGUGGAAGGUCAUGCCCUUCAUUAUAGGAAAUGAGAUUUUUGAGAAGCUAGGAGCCAUUGGCACUUUAUCCAAUCUCUUGGUGUAUCUUACUACUGUGUUCAACUUGGAAAACAUCACGGCUACAAAUAUUAUCAACAUCUUCAAUGGCAGCACCAACUUUGCUACAUUAAUAGGAGCUUUUCUGUCUGAUGCCUUUUUUGGUCGCUACAAGAUAUUGGCAUUCUGCACAAUGGCUUCCUUUGUGGGUUUAUUUGCAAUCCAACUGACAGCGGCGGUAGACAAGCUGCAUCCACCUCAGUGUGAAGAGUCCCCCACAUGUGAAGGACCAACAGAGGGGCAAAUGACAUUUCUAAAGACUGGUUUAGGUUUAUUGAUGAUAGGAGCUGCAGGGAUUCGACCAUGUAACUUAGCAUUUGGUGCUGAUCAGUUUAAUCCUAACACGGAUUCUGGGAAAAAGGGGAUCACUAGCUUCUUCAAUUGGUACUUUUUCACUUUCACUGUUGCUCAGAUGAUAUCCUUAACAAUUAUUGUCCAUAUACAGUCAAAUGUAAGUUGGGCAGUGGGUCUUGGAAUUCCUGCUGCUUUGAUGUUUGUAUCUUCUAUAAUCUUCUUCAUGGGGUCCAAAAUGUAUGUGAAAGUUAAACCAAGUGGUAGCCCUAUAACUAGUAUAGUGCAAGUUAUAGUGGUUGCAGCAAAGAAAAGGAGGCUGAAGCUCCCGGAAUAUCUAUAUCCUUCCCUCUUCAAUUAUGUGGCUCCCAAGUCAAUGAAUUCUAAACUUCCCUAUACAUAUCAAUUCAGGUUCCUUGACAAAGCGGCAAUCGUGACUCCCCAAGAUCAAAUAAACCCCAAUGGAUCUGCUACUGAUCCCUGGAACCUUUGCAGUAUGCAGCAAGUGGAAGAGGUUAAAUGCUUAUUGAGAGUGUUACCCAUAUGGGUUUCAGGCAUUAUAUACUUUGUUGUGAUCGUCCAACAGCACACCAUUUUAGUGUUCCAAGCCCUUCUAUCUGACAGGCGUAUUGGGCAAAGCGAGUUCUUGAUCCCAGGAGCAUCCUACUACGUCUUUUUGAUGAUUACUGUGGCAAUUUGGUUACCCAUCUAUGACCGAAAAGCUGUCCCCUUACUCCAAAGGUUCACUAGAAAAGAGGGCGGCAUCACACUCCUUCAGAGAAUGGGUUUUGGAAUAUUUUUCGCAAUACUCAGCAUGGUAGUAUCUGCUAGGGUUGAGCAACACCGUAGAACCCUGGCUUUGACUAAUCCUCUAGGAGUAACAAUGAGAAAAGGUGCAAUCUCAUCAAUGUCAGGUAUGUGGCUGAUUCCGCAGCUGAUAUUAGCUGGAUUGGCGGAAUCAUUCAUGACUGUUGCACAGGUUGAGUUUUACUACAAACAAUUUCCUGAGAACAUGAGAAGCAUUGCAGGUUCUCUUUACUACUGCGGACAUGCAGGGUCAAGUUAUUUGAGUAGCGUGCUUAUUUCAAUUAUCCACCAAGUCACUGCCAAAUCUGAAACUGGGAAUUGGUUACCGGAGGAUCUUAACAAGGGUAGAUUGGAUAAGUUCUAUUUCCUCAUUGCCGCUUUAGAAAUUAUUAAUUUAGGUUACUUUGUGUUAUGUGCAAGGUGGUUUAGGUACAAGGGCACGAGCAGCAGUUCUGUCGAACUCGAAAAAGUGACAAGACAAUCGGAAAAAAGUGCUAAUGGUCUUAAUGAUUCGAGUCUAUAGCUAGUGUGUAGAAAUAGGCUACUACAACUUUUCAUCGAGUGGAACCACAACUAGCAAUGGUUAAAAUCAAGAUUGAGUAUAGUAACAAAUAUGCAGUAUGUGUUUUUCCAAUUAGAUAGAUACUUUAUGUGUAGAUGCAUUUGACAGAUGAGGUGCAUUGUUCUUAUAAUAGGUGCCUACAUCCGAAACUUUUGCCUUAAAGCACCUAAUGACAGUGAAAGAAAGUAUACACUGACAUCACGAUUAUAUUUUCCUUAA
Vigna radiata var. radiata (mung bean) is the source of this 2616-nucleotide messenger RNA. RefSeq names its product protein NRT1/ PTR FAMILY 2.9. Gene Ontology annotation, biological process: transmembrane transport. Gene Ontology annotation, molecular function: transmembrane transporter activity. The record is from RefSeq and is a predicted model, not a curated record. The transcript is spliced from 5 exons. Gene Ontology annotation, cellular component: plasma membrane. Lineage: Eukaryota; Viridiplantae; Streptophyta; Magnoliopsida; Fabales; Fabaceae. The coding region runs from base 526 to 2358 and encodes 610 amino acids.